CUCUCAAGUCAUUCCUCUUAUUGUGAUGGAUAAGAACACUGCACGGGCACCAGGACACCCAUCGCAUGUAUGGGAAACCCAGCGACAUCACUUUACUCGACUGUACACGGAUGAAAAGAAGAAGCUGGUUGAAGUGCAGCGGAUCAUGCAAGAUGAGUACGGGUUUUAUGCGACAGAGAGGCAGUAUAAGCGUAAGAUCAAGGCAUGGGGCUUGGAGAAGAACUCGAAAGCCACCGAGAAAGCAAAUGCGCUUGUGAGAUUGAAGGAAACAGAGGCCAAUCUUGACCUUGCGCAUGUAUAUAAAUUUCGUGGAAAGGACAUUGCCGCCCACAAGCUUCUUCGAUACGCGAAGUCUCACGAUUUAGAGCCGCCAAACAUUGUUCGAAAGAGGUUAACGUGGCAACGUAAGGCCACCAAGGCUCGCCCACAAGCUGUUACUACGAGCUUGGCUUUCGCAACACAUACUGAAAACCAGGAUCCUGUGUUUGUUAAUUUACACGAGCUAUUCGCUUCGUUCAUUUGCUUCAUGUGGUUCGAAGAUUGGGAUUGUAUUCAAUCACUUUCACGUUCACCUUCGCGAUGGAGUCUGUCAUACCCUACAACAGGCUUCUUGAAAUGGGCAUCGACAAUCCUGAGCGUUACACGGUUGGGAACCAAUCAUGUCGUACUAGCAAUGCUCUACGUCUAUCGUUUGAAAUCGAUUAAUCGGACCGUCGUUGGUAAAGCGGGCAGUGAGUAUAGGCUUGCACUAAUAGCCUUGAUGCUCGCUAACAAAUAUCUGGAUGAUAAUUGCUACACCAACAAGACAUGGGCGGAAGUCUCUGGGAUAGUGAAUCCGGAGAUUUGCAUAAUGGAAGUGGAGUUCCUCUCCAAUAUGCGCUACUCCCUCGCGGUGACACUGCAGGAUUGGGAUUUUUGGCUCGAGAGGCUAGGCCAAAGUCAAGAGUUUCUUCUCCGAAAACCAACCGAGGAACUACGAAUCGUCGAACUCCCAGACAUACCACAAAAUGAUCAACAGACGGUCCCAUCGGCAGUGAUGGAUACUGAAAUGCACGAUAUCUCCGACCAUGAAAGCCCUACCGACUCUGGCAACCAGAUCAGCAAAACGCAUAUUACUCCAGAUACAGAAAUGUCCGAUCUCUCAGAUGCCCCACUAAACGAUGUCUCAAAUCCCAAAGUACACGCGAUUGCGGACCCGAACAUACAAGGCAUUCCAAACCAUGAAUUCGACAUGUCAGGGAAUCUGCACCCUGACACCUCAAAUGACAGCAUCGAAAGCGAGCCUGUAAUGUCACUGAACCCCGCAGCAUUCGAGCUCAUAGACACCUCGUUUACAAGCAUGAUACCAUCACCGCUUUUCCCGAGCACAUUGACCAUGGAGCUACCCACGCCUACAUUGAAUCCAGACGACGCUCUCCUCGAAUGGAGAGCAAUCGACUCGUUGGAGCUACAGGAAGGUCCCAUACCGGAUCUGGACGAGUUUCUCGAUCCUUCAAUGUGGAUUGAAGACACAUUGGAGGUUUCGCAGCUAGAGUGGAACUCUUUGCCGCUCUUGGAGCAACUUGGAGCAGAGGAGGAACGGUCGAAAUGUAAAGAGCAGGGCAGUAUCGAAGAAUUAUGAGCAGUAUAUAUAGU
Messenger RNA from Periconia digitata, 1635 nucleotides. The record is from the annotation of a GenBank genome assembly. NCBI's taxonomy places the organism in Eukaryota, Fungi, Ascomycota, Dothideomycetes, Pleosporales, Periconiaceae.